GGAGAGAGGUAAAAGAUUGAAUCAGAAGGGAAACAUUUUUGCCACGUUACUCUCAGCCUGGCCUUAAUUUUCGACCAGCUCAGUUCAACUAUGAAACUAAAAACUGAUCUACUUAGGUAAUGAUCAAUCGACAUUCGAAUAAAAAUACCACGUGAAUCACAUCCAGACAAAUUUUAAAUAAUUUCAAAUAGCACGAAGCUGAAGCACGAGUGGAAAAAAUUCCUUACAAAAAAAUUACCAAAUUGACCGUUACAUAACCUCCAGAGUAAACACCACACAUCUCAUAGAUAUAUUCUUCAUUAGUUGCAUAAUUAAUUACUCACAAUAAACAAUUGAUACGAGUACGCUGCUGGCAAAUUAAUCACAAUCUAUGAUAAACUUGAACAAAUAAACGAUACAUUGCCAGUCAGUAGAGUGCAAAAUUUGUCCAAGUUUCGUGAAAUUCGCGAAUCGAGUCCGGAACAAACCAUCGUCAAAAUAGUCAAAAUGAAAACCAGAGAAACAUUUCAUCAAACUCUAGCUGUAAUGACAGUCGGUUUGAACGAGCUCGGUUUAGCAGUUGGAAACGGUUGGUUGGCUCCGGUGCUUAAAACCUUACAGGAUGCCAAAGGUGAUUUUUCCUUGACCACUGAACAAUGCUCAUGGAUCGCAUCGCUCGAACAUAUUGGUAAAAUAUUCGGAGCUACGAUAGCUGCCAUUUUACUAGAUAUAGUAGGACGUAAAUCUCUGCUGUCGAUAUGUGCGAUGACAUUUUUCUUAAUGUGGCUGGCGAUACUCUUCACGAAAUCGGUGUUCAUAAUUUACGUGGUACGUAUCGUGUUCGGCGUAGCUUGCGGUAUCAAUGACGGAACGAAUUCAGUAUAUUUGGGUGAAAAUAGCUCUCCUUUCAUUCGAGGGAUAUUCGGUACAGUCAGCAUAUCCAUAUACUUCCUAGGCUUAUUGAUCGAGCUAAUCAUAGCCACAUAUUUAUCGUACAAGACAACAGCUUUGGUCAACUUUUUCAUCGAAUUCGCCUCCUUUAUGUCGGUCUUCUGGAUGGUCGAACCGGUACAAUACCUGCUAAUGAAAGGCAAAUACGACCAAGCCGAGAAAAACUUCAUCUGGUUAAAAGGUGCCAGAGAUCCGAACGAGGUAAGUCACGAGUUCGAGAAAAUCAAACAAAACGCCUACGCCGAGAUUUCCAAGAAAUCCUCCUACGUCAAGAUCCUCACAUCUCCGGCGAAUUACAAAAGUCUGCUAAUGAUGUUAACUAUUUACUCAUUGGCUGGAAUGACAGGUUACCAUCCAGUUCAGUCAUUCGCUUCGAUGAUUUUCUCAUCGACUGAUAUCCUCACACCGAAUGAGUUCACUAUUUUGCUCGGCGUGGUUCAAUUUCUAGUCGUUGCUUCGACUUCAUUUGUUAUCGGUAAAUUCAACAGGAGAUCUAUAAUAUUAAUAUCUUUUUCGGUAAUUUCGAUCGCUCACGCUUUCACAGCCUUGCUAUUCGUUGUACAUAAUACGAUGGUGCGAAUACCCUCGUAUCCUUGGCUGAUUUUUCUCAGCAUUACAGUUUAUUUUAGUAUUUUUGCGUUCGCGUAUCCGGCUUUGUUUCUUAUUCGAAGCGAAUUGUUUCCAUUGAGCAUUAAAGGUAUCGGAGGUAGCGUGGCUAUCGUCGGGUAUUCGGCUAUGAGUUUCUUGAUGACUAAGAUAUUUUUAUUCGUCAGUCAGAAUUAUGGUAUUCAUUUCAAUUUUAUGAUAUUUUCGCUAAUUAGCGCAAUUCUGGUUUUAUUUGUUUAUCGCAUGUUGCCAGAAACCAGGAAUAAGUCUUUAAUAGAGAUCCAGGAGCUUUUAGAAAAAGAAAAUUAAUUUAGAGUUACUUCAUUUUUAAUUCGUAGGUUUAUUGUAUUCAAAUUAAUAAUAAAUUUUAUAUCAACAUCUA
Molecule: messenger RNA, 1918 nt
Organism: Planococcus citri (citrus mealybug)
Lineage: Eukaryota; Metazoa; Arthropoda; Insecta; Hemiptera; Pseudococcidae
Product: facilitated trehalose transporter Tret1-like
Exons: 2
Coding region: 487-1845 (452 amino acids)
Biological process (GO): transmembrane transport
Cellular component (GO): membrane
Molecular function (GO): transmembrane transporter activity
Source: RefSeq, a predicted model, not a curated record